Messenger RNA from Closterium sp. Naga37s-1, 3348 nucleotides. The record is from the annotation of a GenBank genome assembly. Lineage: Eukaryota; Viridiplantae; Streptophyta; Zygnematophyceae; Desmidiales; Closteriaceae.
AUGGCCCGUCGUCCCGUUCUCCCCGGAGUAGAUCGUCCGUCGGCCGUCACCAUUCAUUUCUCUACAACUCUCCUCCGACACGCGUUCCCCGUUAACUCCCCUUCCGCGCAGAUGGAUUCCGCCGUUACCCCUUCUGCCCCGCCUGCGCCCAUGGCGCCCCCGCCUGACCGGAUCUCCGCCAAACACGCCGCGAAGCCCGCCGCGCCUUGCGGGGGUUCGGCGCAUGUUUCUCUUGACUGCGCAACCGCCCCGCAUGCUUCAACGCCGGGGGAACCCGCGGCUGCGACGCUUGCGGACUGUCACCCCCCGUACAGUCACAUUCCACAUUGUCACAAUCAAGGCAGCGGGGAGGAUCAGCUGCCCCCGUUAGUGUCACGCGAGGCUGUCGCGGAGGCGAGCCCGCUCGGCCUGACGCUUCGCAAGACGCCGUCGCUGGUGGAGUUCAUUUCGCACAGGCUGUCGCAGGGCACCGGCGGCGCUGGUGGCGACGCUGCUGGCGACGCUGGCGACGGUUCUGACGACGUGGAUAUGACAGAAGAGGCGCGGACGGGCGUACCAAGCGGCGGAGAAGGCGGAGAAGUCGGAGAAGGCGGAGAACUAGCGAGGCCAGCGCAUACGAUGCGCGGAGGCGACGCGCAGCGGACGUUGCGCGGGAUGGGCGGAGGGGGGAUGAACAGCAGCAGCAGCAGUAGCAGCAGCGAGGCGGAACUGGGCGGCGGGGGAAUGGCGCAGGGCAGCAGCGCGCGGGGGAAUGGAAGCCGCGCGCGGGACGAAGAUGUUCGACCCGGUAGCGCUUCCGCGCACCAGUACGCGCAGGGCAAGGCUAUGCCGGCGCUAGUGGCGUUCGGCGGAGGCGCAACCACGGCGGACGGGGCUUUCGCGUCCCCCGACGGCGCGUUGAUGGCGGAAGGCGCGCUAGCGGCGUUCAGCGCGCCGUUCCCGGCGCUGCCGGCGCCGCCAGCGGACAAGCUGAAGGCGUCCAACUUCCCCGCCACGCGCAUGACCAUCGGCACCUGGGAGGUGCGCGUGGGGGGUGGAAAUAACGGUCACCCCUGGUCCGUUAAACCCUCUUUAAACCCCGUCAACGGUGCCUCCCACGUCCUCCUCGCGUGCUCUUUCUCUUCCUUCCAUAUCGCAUCCCUCGCCUCCUUUGCUGACGCCCUCACUCGCUCCCUCCCCACUCCCCUUCCUCCUUUCAUCCCCCGCCCCUUUUCCCGCGCCCCACUUUCCCCCCUCAUCUUCCGUCCCUCCCCUCCCCGCCGUCCAAUAACGGCAGAGGCGCAGCAACCUGAGGCGCAGCAAAGGCGCAGCAAGUACGAGGGCGACCUGGUGGCCAAGUGCUACUUCGCGAAGCGCAAGCUGGUGUGGGAGGUGCUGGAGGGCGGGCUCAAGAGCAAGGUGGAGGUGCAGUGGGGCGACAUCGCCCUCCUGCGCGCCUCCACUGCCAAGGGCCAGCCCGGCGUGCUCGAAAUCGAGGUGUCGCGUCCCCCCCAGUUCUUCAAGGAGAUGAAUCCACAGCCGCGCCGCCACACGCUCUGGCAGUCCACACCCGACUUCACCGCCGGCCAGGCCAACUCCUUCAGGCGGCACGUGGUGGAGUUCGCAGAGGGCGUGCUGAACAAGCAUCUGCACAAGCUGCUCGCCUCCGACCCGCGCCUCAGAGACCUCGCCCACGGCACCUCCGCACACCACACCCACCCCGGCCAGCACGGGCAGCACGGGCAGAUGGGGCAGGGCGGGCAAGGGAGCGCGCACAUGGGCAUGCAUGCGCGCACCCAUGCGCACGCAUACAGCAGAGACGUGCUUCAGAGCUCGCCACACAAGGCAGGCGUGGGGGCCAUGGGGGCCAUGGGGACGUUGGGGGCGGGCGGGGCGUUGGAGGGGGUGAUGAGCUACGGCCACGGGAAGCCCGCUGGCCCGCACGGUGCUCUGCCCGUGGGCGAGGAGGGGGAGGUGGCAGGGCGGGGGAAGGCAAGGCAAGCAGCACACGUGGCGCCACCCUACCCCAUGCUGCCUGCAGGCUUCUUCCCGCCUCCGCCCCUGCCCCAGACCUUCUUCCCUCCGCCCCCCAUCAUGCCACCCUUCCCCACGCACCACCUGCCACCACCCCCCUCAACGCUCUCAUCACCAGCUUCAGCAGCAGCAGCAGCGGCAGCAGCGGCAGGGAGCAGAGCAGCAGCAGCGCGUGCAGCAGACCCCCGUUCGCCCCUCUCCGCGCCCUUCCCUCCCUUCCCCUACUUCCCCCCCCACCUCUACCCUCCUCCCCCAUACCUUCCCCGUGGCUACAUGAGCCACUCAUACGAGGGGGAGCAAGAGGAUGAGGAGGACGACGAGGAGGAAGAGGAGGAAGAGGACGAAGGGAUGGAGGGGGAUGCGGAGGGGUUGAAAGUGUGGGAGGAAGGGGCGGGGGUGAGAAGCAUGGGAGAAAGGGCCGCCCUCUCAUGGAUUCGUCCUUUCCUUCACCUGCCGGUGAGAGCUUCUGUCAUUCACGCCAUGCCAACUCCUUUCCCCGCAUCUCCUUUCUACCCGCCUCCUUCCGUCUCGUUCCGUGCCCCUGCACCUCUGCCGCAGUUACUCUUCUUCUCUUCUUUUACUCCUCCUCGCCCUGCCACAUGUCACCUGUCUGCCCUCAUGCACCUCUGCUCCACUCUCCUCCCUCCCUCUCACAUACCCUCUCCUUUUCCCUUUGUCUAUCCCCCACCACCAGCGCACUACCCGCACCUGCCCCACCACCCCAUGUGGCCUGCCCACGUGGGCCUUCCCCCCGCCGCCUUCUGGCCGCCCUUCCCCCCUCCUCCGUACCCUGCCUUCCCUCCUCCCGCCUCGUCUGCCUCUCCGCUUCCCCACAUGCAUCCCCAUGCCGCACGCAUGCACCCAAUGCAUGCACAUGCCAUGCCCGCCCCUGCCAUGGCCCCCCACCAUGCCUUGCUGCCGCCAGCUCAACAUCCUUCGCACUGCCACAUCCCCACACCCAUGGGCCCCACACACAUGCACACAGACCAGCCCAUGCACCCACACACGCACACCCAUAUGCGCAGCAGCAGUGUGAGCAGCGGCCGGGUUUCUGUCCGCCGGGGAAUGCAGAGCACGAGCAGCAACAGCAACACGCCCCUUCCAGCCACCAGCAUCGACACGAGCAACAACAAUGACAAGAGCAGCAAGAGCAAGAACGGCAGCAAGAACGUCACAGGCAGCAACGGCUUCCCCAGCAGCUUCAACAUUCCCAUCAGCAGCACCAGCAACAGCGGCAUGGGGAGCGGUGGCCUGAGAGAAAGCACCUCCCCGAUCCCCUCGUCUUUUCUGGAGGAGGUGUCAUCUAUGUUCUGCGACCCGCUCCCGUUUCACUAG